This is a messenger RNA of Drosophila willistoni, 2295 nucleotides long. It is a transcript of the gene Smyd4-2, whose product is annotated as SET and MYND domain-containing protein 4. NCBI's taxonomy places the organism in Eukaryota, Metazoa, Arthropoda, Insecta, Diptera, Drosophilidae. The record is from RefSeq and is a predicted model, not a curated record. The transcript has 5 exons. The coding region runs from base 232 to 2217 and encodes 661 amino acids. Gene Ontology annotation, molecular function: protein binding.
UUAUUUAUAACGCAACUAAACGCUAACGAAAAAAGAGAAAGAUCGGUUCGGUCGGUGGCUAUUUUUGGAGGGGCCACCGCUGUCCGCCAGCUGUUUCCAUCUAGUCAAGAGCAUCAUCAUCGAUUGCUGUACUCAACAGGAAACGCGGUCGGUUGAGUCAACAUUUUCUUCAUUAGAUACUUCAAAUUGCAUUUUUUCGUUGUUAUUGUUGUUGUUGUGAGUCUCGAUAUUAUGGAGUACGAUACUAGUUAUCAGCAGAUAUGCUCUACGCGCACCGUACAGUCGGACAAGAAGGGUUUCUUUAAUGAAUUCUGCGCCGAUGUGAGAUCGGCAUGUGGGGACAAGUGGCUACAGAACUAUUUUGGCAAACUGAAAUCAAAUGCGGCGCGUGUCUUGUCUAUAUUCAGUGAUCGUGAGGUCUGCGAUCCAGUAUUGGGUGUACUGGAGCAUGUUCAGCCCGUGUUUAAGGCGAAGGAGGCUCUCUUUUCGGCCCAGAGAAGGGCCCAGGCAGACAAGUACUAUCUGCUGGCAUGCAGCACAUCAGAAGAGGAGGAGCGUAAGGAAUUGCUACAACAGGGUCUGCUGGCGGCUCAUUUGGCCGUGAUACGUGCCCCAGCCCGCAAUGUGGAUGAGAGUAUCGAUGAUGGUCUAACCCUGGCCUUGGCUUAUAGAUCGCGUUCCUCCAUAUUGAUUGCAUUGGGUGAGGGCGAGGCGGCAUUGAGCGAUUUGAAGUUGGCCAGCAAUUUCGGACUGGAACUUAAGGAGAGUGUGGAUUACUAUUGUAAAAUGGCCAAGGCUUAUGCCACCAUGGGGGAAAAUGCCCGCUCAGAGAUAUCAUUGAAGAUUGCAGAAAAGUUGGCUGGCUCCGAUACUGGACUGAUUAUAGCUUCUCGCAAGGAAAUCGCUAAUAUCAAGCCCAAGGAAAAAGAGGAGACCAGAGAGUUGUUACCAGAAUUGACGCAUGGCCCAAAUCCAGAGCUGAGUGGAGCUGCCCAAGGUGUCAAAUUGGUGGAGACCAAGGAAAAGGGACGCUUUGUGGUGGCCAAUGGAGGUUUAAAAACCGGGGAUGUGGUUCUCUGCGAGAAUCCCGUUGCAGCUUGUUUGCUGCCCAACUUCUUUGGCACCAAUUGCCAUCAUUGCUUCAAGCGGCUUCGUAAUCCUGUGGCCUGUCUGCAUUGCUCGGGUGUGGCCUUCUGCUCGGCUCAGUGUAUGGGUGAGGCUUCCGAGAGCUAUCAUCGUUUCGAGUGCGAGUUCAUGGACUUGCUCAUUGGUUCGGGCAUGUCCAUAUUGUGUUUCAUUGCACUGCGCGUCUUUACACAGGCAUCGAGUCUGGAGGAUGGACUGAAUACCGCAAAUUUGCUUUUUGAACAUUUGUGCUCUCACGAGGAUGUGCGCCAGGCCGAUGAUUAUUUGCAGCGUUCGCUUAUGGCUGGUUUCUUGUUGAGGAUUUUGCAAAAGGCUCAGUACUUUGGUCGUCGCAAGACCGAAGGAGUUAAUCCCACUGCAGUGGAGCUGCAGGUGGCCACAUCCUUAUUGGGCUUACUUCAGGUCCUUCAGUACAAUGCCCAUGAAAUCUACCAGACACUUGUCACCGAUGAUCAUCGUUUCGAGGGCAGCAAAACAAUUCAUGUGGGUGCUGGUCUGUAUGGCACCGGUUCAUAUUUCAAUCACGAAUGUUGGCCCAGCGUAGCCAGUUAUUUUGUAGGCAAAAAGCUGGUUCUAAGGACUACAAAGCCACAUCGUCCCAAUGAAGUGGUCGCUGUCAAUUAUGGACCCAUAUUCACCACCAUGCAUCUCAAGGAACGACAGCGUUCUCUUCGAGGACGUUAUGCGUUCAGUUGCAAUUGCAUGGCCUGUCAGGAAAACUGGCCUCUAUUGCAGAAGCUGGAUAAGCAUGUCAGGUUCUGGUGCACUUCAGCUAAUUGUGUUUAUUUACUCAAGUUCCCGAAGGAUUUGGCGAAAGAUGUGCGAUGUCCUCGCUGCCGUAAAAAUGUCUCACUAAAAGAGAGUGUGGCCAAGCUUAUAAAAAUUGAAGAACUUUAUCGGGAAGCUGCACAGGCCAUGCACGCACAGAAGACUGUGGAGGCCAUUGAACUUUUCAAAGAGGGCAUCGAUCUCUUCUAUCAAAUAGCAGCUCUUCCACAUAAGGACACUCUCAUUGCGCAACAUUCGUUGCUGAAGUGUCUCGCUGAUACCGGCACCACAUUUAAGAAGUAACAAAUAUCCUACAUAGAUGUUUACAAUUUAAUACCGGUUCAUUGAUCAUCAAUAAAGCGGCUUUCCUUCACAUGUCUA